This is a messenger RNA of Helianthus annuus (common sunflower), 588 nucleotides long. Its product is annotated as ATP-dependent DNA helicase pif1-like. The transcript has a single exon. The record is from RefSeq and is a predicted model, not a curated record. Bases 1 to 588 code for a protein of 195 amino acids. NCBI's taxonomy places the organism in Eukaryota, Viridiplantae, Streptophyta, Magnoliopsida, Asterales, Asteraceae.
AUGUUUCCUGGUGAAGAAAGAGAGUAUCUUAGCUCUGACAGUCUUUGUCCGACCGAAGAUGUAAAUGCUACACAACAAAGAAUAUACUCUCCGGAUGUGCUUAAUGGACUUAAAAUUUCUGGCUUACCAAAUCAUAGGUUGGUGCUAAAAGUUGGUGUUCCAGUAAUGUUAUUACGAAAUAUUGACCAACGGAAUGGUUUGUGCAACGGUACAAGGCUACAAGUAAAAAAGUUGUACAACCGUGUAAUAGAAGCCGAGAUAAUAUCUGGUGCAAAUAUUGGUACUUCUACAUAUAUACCUCGAAUUAAUUUGAUCCCUUCUGAUAAAAAGAUUCCUUUUGCUUUUCAAAGGAGGCAAUUUCCACUUUCCGUAUGUUUUGCGAUGACAAUAAACAAAAGUCAAGGCCAGUCGCUUUCGAGAGUUGGUUUGUACCUGAAACAACCCGUCUUCUCUCAUGGUCAAUUGUAUGUUGCUUUAUCAAGGGUGAAAACAAGAGAUGGGGUCAAACUACUCAUACUUGACAACAAUGGAAAACCGACAGAUAAAACAAGUAAUGUUGUUUAUAAAGAGAUUUUCAACGAAUUAUAA